AUGUCAGAUGAAGAAGAUUAUAUGUCUGAUAAAUUUUUACAAGGAACUGCAAAAUCUACUUCAUCUAGUCUCAUAUAUCGACAUGCAGAUAAAAGAGAACUUGAACUUAUAAAAAAGAAAAUUCAAAUUGAAGCAAAAUUAAAAGAAAAAAAUGCCACGAAACAUAUUGAGGAAGAAAAAAGAGAAGCAGGAUUAUCCUCUGCUAUUACAAGUUCCAAUAAAGGUUUUGAAUUACUUAUGAAAAUGGGAUAUAAACCUGGUCAUGGCAUAGGUAAAACAGAAUCAGGAAGAACUGAACCAAUUGGCCUUGAAGUAAAAUUAGAUAGGCAAGGUUUAGGAAAAGGAAUUGUCAAAAAAAAUAAAAAGAUUGAAGGUAAAUCAUCUAAUGAUGAACUAAGUAACGAGAACUUCAAGAAUUUUCGAGAUAGACUUGUACAAAAAAGGACUGAUCAAUUGUUAAAAAUGGACUUGUGCAAAAGUCAAAAAAUUUGUGAACAAUUAGAUAUGCAACAAAAAAUAGAGAAACCUAGAGAAACAUGGUUUUGGAUGCCAGUUAAUGAAACUGAUAGUGAUACUGAAGAAGACAAUGAAGAAGACAAUGAAGAAGACAAUUCUUUGCCUAUUGAUGAAAAACUUGAAAUUUUAACAAAGUAUUUAAGAGCAAAAUAUUUUUAUUGUAUUUGGUGUGGUGUAGCAUUUCAGGAUGAAGAUGAUUUAAGAGAUAAUUGCCCAGGAAGUACAAGAAAUGAUCAUUAAUGAAAUAUUAAUAUGUAUCAAUUCAAUUAAAACUGCAUAUAAAUAAAACAAAAUAACAUCAAAAUUUCAAUAACAUGGUUUUACUUAC
Molecule: messenger RNA, 844 nt
Organism: Eufriesea mexicana
Lineage: Eukaryota; Metazoa; Arthropoda; Insecta; Hymenoptera; Apidae
Product: G patch domain-containing protein 11
Exons: 2
Coding region: 1-756 (251 amino acids)
Cellular component (GO): kinetochore
Molecular function (GO): nucleic acid binding
Source: RefSeq, a predicted model, not a curated record